This is a messenger RNA of Scatophagus argus, 3959 nucleotides long. RefSeq names its product IQ motif containing H (gene iqch). The coding region runs from base 112 to 3201 and encodes 1029 amino acids. The transcript has 21 exons. Lineage: Eukaryota; Metazoa; Chordata; Actinopteri; Scatophagidae. Gene Ontology annotation, molecular function: protein binding. The record is from RefSeq and is a predicted model, not a curated record.
UCAUUGUUAAGUAGCUAGCUAACUUGUUGCUCGAUAAGAGGAGUUAAGGUCAAGCUACCUGUAAAAAGUCUUUUCUCUGUGACAUAUGUUCGAGUCAUUAUUAUACAAAAAAUGUCUGACACGCUUGAAAAUGAAGAUAAGUUGGGAGCAGUUUUGAUUCAGGUUCAAGAUGAUCUGAGACAACUCAAAUGUAGUCUUGAGAAAAUCACCACCAGUGACAGGGAAAAAACACUGGACCUUCAUGCCUUGGAUGCUGCCAUUUGCAAGACAGAGAGCAGCAUCAGGAAACACGCAGAGGAUUAUCUGAAAGCAGUGACAAAGCAGCUUCUGGUUCUUCCACACAUAGAAGACUUACCAAAAAAGACAGUGCAGAUUCCCAAAUGGAAACCUGCUCUGGAGGCUAUCCCACAUGUGCAUCUAAAAAGAGAAGACCUUCACAAGACUUCACCUGGGGAAAAGCACAAGUCAACAUUGACCAUGCGUUUGCUGUGUAAUCCCACUCACCCAAAUAACAGAGCCAUCAUGUACCAAAAAUGUGGUAUAUCACUCCCUCCUGUCCACAAGAGGAGCACAAAUGCAGCAAAGCAUCACAGAAUAAUCACUGGACCUGUGGUGAGUCUUCAGGCAGUUGAACCAAUGACAACUACAAGUUUGCUUCAUAUGUCAAUCCAGCACAAGACUGCUUCUCUUCACCCCAGACAGGAUUCAGAUUCUUCAAAGACAGGUCUGAUAGGCUCAAAGUCCAGGUAUCACAAGCAGCUGACAUGGGAAACAGAACCUGGAUCCUCCUAUGAAGAGAGAGAAUGCACACCACUCUGGACCGCCAAGACACCACCUCCCUCCACAAUGUCCAAGAGCAUGGACAACAGGGGAAUAAUGCAAGGCACCAGUCUUCUCCCUAAAGGCCCUCAGAAUCCACCUGUACAAAUUCGUAGGAAAGCCAGCAAAUACCCCUUUAUCAUCAUAAAUGGACAGAUCUGCCCAAUGAUGACAGAUUUCUGCCACUUUAAGCAGAACUUUAGCUUGUGCUGGACUAGUGUGGUAGGUGCUCUGGAUGCCCUGGUGAAGCUACUCAGGGACUUUGCUGUGCCUCUUGCCAAAGUCAGCGGGGAACGGCUAGUGGAGUUCAGCCAUGGUUGGGAUAACGGUUGGAAAAGGGCUCCUCCAGUGAGCGGCCUCCUCUCAGUGCUUGAAAACCAAGAGGAGGUACUGGGUCUGGUCUUACGCCCAGGUCAGCGCUACAAGGGAGAGGGAGGCAUUGAGGCAGCUGCCAUCCACAUCCAGUCCUGCUGGAGGCGCUAUUUGGCCCGGACAGCCUACCUGCGCCACUGUCAGCACAAGUGGGCGGCAGGGACCAUUGCCAUCUCAUGGUUGAUGCACAUACAGAUGCGUUGUGUCAGGAAGGCCCUGCAGGCCCGGCGUUUCAAACAGCUUGAGAAUUACCGCAGCAGAGCCCAGUAUCUGGCAGCCAACUGGAAACACAUCCAGUCCUCCAAGAGGACCAUUAUACACAUCCCUUCAUUAGGAUACUCUCACAGCCAGCGUCUGAAACUAAGGGGAUUUGACAUCCAACAGAAUAUCCAAAUAAGCAGACUGUGUGAUAUUAGAGAUGAAAAUGUGGAAGUGAUCUACGUAUGUCCGCGGCAUCUGGGGGAAGACAUCUUGCACUAUUACACCAGCCUCCUGAAGUGUGAUGGAGUCACAGAUGGAGCUGAUACUGGGACAGCUCAGGCCUCACAUCCCCAUGUCAGACGUUUUGUCAUCCUCACACCUGAGGCUGUAGAUUACUUCCCGACCCACAACAUGUGCCUGUCCACACUACUGAAGUACAGUCCUCGCACCCUGAAGCGCAUCAGGAACCUGAUCCAAGGGAAGCAGACCUAUAUAGUAGGUGGAGUGGUCCAUGAGGAUGACUUGGCAGUGGCUGAUGGGCUAGGAGUGCCAGUCUUGGGUCCAGAACCAGCUAUUGCACAGUUGCAUGGCACCAAGUCCGGAGGGAGGAAGAUCUUCGUUGGAGCAGAGGUUGAUGUACCUCCUGGUCAGGCAGAUAUCUACACGCUAAAUCAGCUUUGUGAAGCUCUGGCUGAGCUCAUGACUCAAAACAUGGAUGUGCAGCGCUGGCUCUUCAAGAUGGACUCUGAGCAUGGUGGCCGUGGUACAGCGUACUGUGAUAUGUGCCAUCUCAGCUGCUAUCGCUGGGCCCUGCAGGAAUACCGUCGUUAUGGUCCUGAGCUAUGGAACACAAAAUGGAUUCAGGAGUCUGUACUGCUCAGAUAUGUAGAUGAGAUACCAGAGUGGCUCACCCGUUAUGCCCGGCCUGCUAAAACCUCCUCCUAUCCCACCUGGGCGUGUUUUCUCAAGACCUUCCUCAGGCAAGGUGGUGUGGUGGAGGCUUAUCCCCCUUCAGACAGCGUCACCUGUCUGACAGUAGAUCUGCUGCUUGAGCCCGGGGGUGAGGUGAUCAUGCUGUCCUGUGGAGACCAGCUUCAUGGCUCCUGUCAACUGGAAACUAUAGGCUCCACUGUUCCUCAGACCUCUGUACACCCAGAGACUUUGCACUCCAUCUGCAUGCGUGUGGGCCAGGCCUGUCUGCGACACCUUAUCGUAGGUUACGUGUCCGUGGACCUGGUUACCUUUCUAAACAGCAAUACCUUGGAACAGAAGGUGUGGGCUAUUGAUCUGGACCUCACAUACAGUGACCAGCUGGCCAUGACCCAGAUGCUUCUGAUGAUGACUGGAGGAACGCUGAAUUGCCGUGCAAGCUGUUUAGAAGUGCCAGUGCCAGUCAGGGAGAAAUGCUGUGAACACCAGAUUGCAGCCAAACCUCCUGUGGUUAAUUGUUAUGCAGUCAUUGGGAGCCACUUGUUUCACUCUAACCUGUCCAUGUUAUACCAUUAUGUGUUCAUUAAGAUGUGCAAGGCUCAUGGCAUAGGAUUUAACAUGAAGAGGAGGCAAGGGACUGUUUUUGCUCUUUACGACAACAGUGAGCGAUGCAAUAUUGGAAUGAUAACAGUCUCUGAAGAUCUCCAGGGAGCUCUAGUGACCUUUGUUCGGAAUCUGUCAGUCAUUCAUCAGGAAAUAUCAGCCUCUAAAAUGCAAGGAGAAACCAAUUUUAAGGCGCUGAUCAAGGACAUUGAGGAUGUACUACAGACGACUGUUCAGAACAAGAUGCGAGCGGUGGAGGAUAAACAUGCUGCUUAGACAGCUGCUUCUCUAAUAAACUUGCCUGUUUCUCGCCACAUUAUCAGCUCUGUGCCAGCUUUGAUGGGAAAUUACUCUGUGAAUCCGUGAACCCUGUAGAUAAAUCGAAGUUGAUCAAACACAGACAAUAAAAUCCUGAACAACAUUGUCAGAAUCUGUGAUAACCCUUGGUAAUAAAUAGAGUUAUGAUCUGUUUAACUUCUUUAGUAAAGUAUUGUAAAGGCAUACAGCAAACUAAGCACAAGAUAGUUCCAUUGGGUGAUAAGAGGACUUCAUUCAUGAAUUUACUGCAUAAUCACACAUUAUGUAAAGUUUUAUGUUAUGUUAGAAAUGGCAGAUUAAUUGUGCCAGUAGUAAACUACUAGUGCAACUUAAAAUUAUGUUGUAGCAUAUAUGCAAAGCAAAGUACUGACUGUUCCCAGAACACAGAUGAGUGUAAGUAUACUCAUCUACGUUAUUAUUUACUAAGCUGCUACAUGAUACAUAGACUCUGCAGACCUUGUGCCACACGUUACAUGAUGUGAAAGUGACUGAGUUAUUUCAUUAUCUUACAUAAUAUUAUAAAACAUCUUUAGAAAUACAAUAUUUCGUUGUAGAAAAUUUACAAUAGGAUAUGUUGACAUGCCAGUGUUGUAGGCUGUUCAUACUUUAUUGUUCGUAUUUGUUGUAACUGUAUUUUCUUCUGAUUCUUGACAUGCUUAUAAGUUGUAGUAAAUUAAAUAAAGUAAAUUAGCCACUAAUGUCUGGAUUGAAAAUAA